This is a messenger RNA of Cuscuta europaea, 895 nucleotides long. Lineage: Eukaryota; Viridiplantae; Streptophyta; Magnoliopsida; Solanales; Convolvulaceae. The record is from the annotation of a GenBank genome assembly.
GUUCCCACAAGACCCCAUUCAAUCGCCGCCCCCGCCAAAUGUGGGAUGUCACUGCCAUCGCCGGGGCGCCGGGCCACCAGGAUUUGUCACCGCCGCCCUAUACCAAUCGUUGCAGACUUGCAGCUACCUCCUCCUCCCCCACCCAUUCCCCUCCCUCCCCUCUCCCCCUCCACCUCCACCUCCCCCUUCUCCUCCUCCAGCAACGAGUACUGCUUGUGACAAAGUUGGCUACGACCUCCAAUUGUCGACGACUGCAUGCAUUUUGGGACGAUGCUAGCGGUGGUGGUGUGGCUACUGUUUUAUGAAGGUGCGGUGGUGAUGGUCGGGUUUCAAAGUAGUUGCGACAUAGGGGAGGGUUCUGUAGCGUGGUGGUGUUGGAGGGGUAGCGUGCUGCGGGCGACUGUGUUGGCAGCAAAUAUAAUGAUAUCAACAUUGACGGAUAAAAGAUCUCUAGAAUCCACCUAGUCAUUUUACUACUGAGGCCGAGCUUGACCUCGACCAAGAUCGAGUCCGAGUUUGAGUUCCAGAUUAUCGGGAUAAGUCCAGAACUGCAUUUGAGGCCGAGGUCGAUCUUCACCCAAGUCAAUGUCUAAUCCAACGUCAUUAACCGAGCCUAGAGUCAAGUGGCGCUCCACAAAGUCAACAUAUUAGAGAAAGCAUCGCUACUUCGCGUAAAUUGAACUGAGGCCACCCUCCCAUGUGCUCGACCUCACCUGCAGAGCUGUGAACCUCAUAAAGAGACUGUGAACUUAGUCAUUUCAGCACUCAAGUUUCGCAUAGAAGAUUCCAGAUUGCACAUGUGUGGCUUGCACACGUGUUCUAGUACACAAUAGGAUAAAAUCUGUUAUGCACGGUACCAAUCGAUUUUCCGCUUACCCUAGGUCGGUAGUCAUCA